This is a messenger RNA of Callorhinchus milii (elephant shark), 5480 nucleotides long. RefSeq names its product protein tyrosine phosphatase receptor type G. Lineage: Eukaryota; Metazoa; Chordata; Chondrichthyes; Chimaeriformes; Callorhinchidae. Gene Ontology annotation, biological process: protein dephosphorylation. The transcript is spliced from 29 exons. Gene Ontology annotation, molecular function: protein binding; protein tyrosine phosphatase activity. The record is from RefSeq and is a predicted model, not a curated record. Bases 52 to 4299 code for a protein of 1415 amino acids.
CUCUCUGACAGUAAAACUAUUCAACAAGUUGCCUUUGGAUGUGCAUUUGUCAUGUGGAGGCUACUGGAACGGGGUUUUGCGCUGUUCUUCUGUUGCACAGUCUGUGGGGUUUAUUCCAGCGACUCUCUCCCCACUUUGACAGAAGGUCAUGUUGGAUCUCUGCAGGAGAACAAGCUCAAAAAUGUUAUUCAUAUACGAAGGCGCAAAGAAUCUGGGGAUCCAUACUGGGCUUAUUCAGGGAUCCAUGGACCGGAAAGUUGGGCCACGUCUUACAUUGAUUGCUCUGGCACCAAGCAGUCCCCAAUUGAUAUUGUAGAUCAGACGGCGAGCGAGAAAGACACCCUGCAGGAAAUCCAGGUCGAUGGAUUUGAGUUUGAAUCCUCCAACAGGACACGGAUGAAAAAUACUGGAAAGACAAUUGCUAUUCUGCUGAAGGAUGAUUAUUUUAUCAGUGGAGCUGAUCUGCCAGGCAGACUUAAAGCAGCAAAGCUGGAGUUUCACUGGGGUCAAAAUAGGGGAUUCCCAGGUUCAGAGCAUAGCCUUGAAGGAAAGAGAUAUCCCAUUGAGAUGCAGAUUUAUUUUUAUAACCCUGACUUUGAAGAUAUUGAGUCUGCAAUUACAAGCAAAGGAGUUAUUGGAGGAAUGGUGAUAUUCUUUCAGGUCACCCACCAGGACAAUCUCGCACUGGUUCCUAUUAUCAGUGGAUUGAAGGGAGUCGUACAUCAUGAAAAAGAAACUUUUCUGGAUCCCUUUGUCCUAAGAGGCUUACUGCCAAGCUUACUUGGAAGCUAUUACAGAUACACUGGAUCCCUGACAACUCCACCGUGCAGUGAGAUUGUGGAAUGGAUAGUCUUCAGUAGGCCUGUCUUCAUUUCCCUUGAGCAGCUGGACGCCUUUUAUUCCAUAUUUACUACUGAACAGCAUGACCAUGUCAAAUCGGUGGAUUACUUAAGAAACAAUUUCCGACCACUGCAGAAUCUGAAUGACAGGAUCAUCUACAAGUCUGCAGUCAAAGACUCUUGGAGCCAGGUGACUGAGAACCCUGGAAUUCUGCACAUCACAGAAGUGUGCAGCAGCCCACCAGUGAACAUGACUAUGCAGCCGGUAAACAGGACAGCGCUACUUGUCACCUGGACCAAACCAGAAAACAUCUAUAACCCACCCAUUAUCAAUUACUUGAUCUCCUACAGCUGGACUAAAGAUAAAGAGGAAAAGGAGCAGACUUUCAGGAAGAACAAUGAUCACAAUUUGGAAGCAAUUAUUAAUCAUGUUUCCCUGGAUAAACUGUACCUGUUUCGUGUUCAAGCGGUCUGUCAGAAUGAUCUGCGGAGUGAUUUUAGCCAAACAAUGUUGUUUCAAGCUAAUACAACAAGAAUAUUUGAAGGAACCAGGAUAAUAAAAACAAGAAUGCCCACAGCCUCCCCUGCUUCUUCUGCUGAUAUGGCUCCAAUCAGUUCUGGGUCAUCUACAUGGACUUCUUCUGGCCUUACUUUACCCUUUGUUUCUAUGGCAACUGGAAUGGGCCCUUCAUCCAGUGGAAGCCAAACAACUGUGGCCUCUGUGGUAACAAGUACUUUACUUGCAAGUCUUGGUUUCGGUGGUAGUAUUGUCCCUUCCUUUUCUGGUACUGUGUGGCCCACCCGCAUCCCCUCUGUGUCUUCAGCCACCAAGCAGCGAGCCAGACCUGUAGUUUCAACUACUGAAGCGUUAUCGUCCCCAAGCUCCGAAAGUGGCUCUGCACUUAACAAAACAGACGAGGCAGAAAGUGAAGAUGAAAAGAAAGAGAGUGAAGGCAAGAAAGGAGAGGGGGAAGAAAGUGAAGGGGGUGAAGAAGAGAGUGAACAAGAAGAAGGUUCGAGGAAAGAGGUUGCGAAGAAUGAGGAGAAUGCUGUAACUCCAACAACUACAGAGUCGCAAAAUAGGACUGAGCCAGGAACCUCCCCUGGAGAUCCGAGCGGCUCAACAGAAGAAGUCAAAAAGCCAACCAGUCAACAAAACCUUUCAAACACAGUCGCGGUUCAUACAAGUGACACUUUUCUACAAACAACAGUUGAACCAUCACAAGCAUCAUCAAGAGUUGCAACAACCGAGAACUAUCAAGUUAAAACAGUCGGCAAACCUACAACCCUAUCAAAAACGCAGAAUGGGCUGGACAGUGACAGUUCUGCUGGAAAUAAGUUUGUCAUGGUGGAUCAAGACAGCAAAUCCUUUUCCAGCAUGGCCACACAACCGUAUUUACCCUCCAGCAAGAUGGAAUGGAUAAUCCCACUGGUGGUUGUCUCAGCAUUAACAUUUGUGUGCUUGAUUCUCCUGGUGGGAGUGCUGGUUUACUGGAGAAAAUGUUUCCAGACAGCUCACUUUUACGUGGAGGAUAGCAAUUCUCCCCGCGUCGUUCCCAAUGAAACCAUUCCUAUUAUCCCAAUUCCAGAUGACAUGGAGGCCAUUCCAGUCAAGCAGUUUGUUAAGCAUAUCAAUGAACUGUGGGCCAAUAAUCAACAUGGAUUCUCAGAAGAAUUUGAGGAAGUGCAACGCUGCACAGCUGAUAUGAACAUCACAGCAGAACAUUCCAAUCAUCCAGAUAACAAGCACAAAAAUCGAUACAUCAACAUUGUAGCAUAUGAUCACAGUAGAGUUAAGCUAAGACCAUUAGCUGGGAAGGAUUCGAAGCACAGUGACUACAUCAAUGCCAAUUAUGUUGACGGUUACAACAAGGCAAAGGCCUACAUAGCAACACAGGGGCCCCUUAAGCCCACAUUUGAAGAUUUUUGGAGAAUGAUCUGGGAACAGAAUACAGGAAUCAUUGUUAUGAUCACAAAUUUGGUGGAAAAGGGAAGGCGAAAAUGUGACCAAUACUGGCCUUCUGAGAAUAAUGAGGAGUACGGCAACAUUAUUGUCACUUUGAAGAGCACAAAAGUGCGUGCCUGUUGCACUGUGCGGCGCUUCAGCAUAAGGAACACAAAACUGAAAAGGGGACAGAAAGGAAACCCCAAGGGGCGUCAGAAUGAACGAAUGGUUAUCCAAUAUCAUUACACACAGUGGCCCGACAUGGGGGUACCAGAGUAUUCUCUACCUGUGCUCACCUUUGUAAGGAAAUCAUCUGCUGCCAGGACACCAGACAUGGGACCAGUAGUGGUGCAUUGCAGCGCUGGUGUUGGCAGAACCGGUACCUAUAUUGUUCUCGACAGCAUGCUCCAGCAAAUAAAGGACAAAAGCACAGUCAAUAUCCUAGGGUUUCUUAAACACAUCAGGACUCAGAGAAAUUACCUCGUCCAGACCGAGGAGCAAUACAUUUUUAUCCAUGAAACUUUGCGGGAAGCAAUACAUGGGAAAGAGACUGAGGUACCAGCCACUCAGCUCCACAGUUAUGUCAACAGCAUUUUGACCCCUGGUCUGUCUGGGAAGAUGAGGAUCGAGAAGCAGUUUAAGCUGGUGACUCAGUGCAAUGCAAAAUUUGUAGAGUGCUUCAAUGCUCAGAAAGAAUGUAAUAAAGAGAAGAACAGAAACUCUUCCGUUGUACCAUCUGAACGAGCCCGGGUGGGACUUGCACCAUUACCUGGUAUGAAAGGAACCGAUUAUAUUAAUGCCUCAUAUAUAAUGGGCUAUUACAGAAGCAAUGAGUUCAUUGUCACUCAACACCCAUUGCCACACACGACAAAGGACUUCUGGCGAAUGAUCUGGGACCACAAUGCUCAGAUUAUUGUCAUGUUACCAGACAACCAGGGACUGGCAGAGGAUGAGUCUGUGUACUGGCCCAGCCGUGAGGAGUCCAUGAAUUGUGAAACCUUCACUGUAACCCUCAUCAGCAAAGACAGAUUGUGCCUCUCGAAUGAAGAGCAAAUUAUCAUCCAUGAUUUCAUUUUGGAAGCAACGCAGGAUGAUUACGUACUGGAAGUGCGGCACUUCCAGUGCCCGAAGUGGCCUAAUCCAGACGCUCCUAUCAGCAGCACCUUUGAACUUAUUAAUGUAAUAAAGGAGGAAGCUUUGAGCAGGGAUGGACCAACAAUCAUUCAUGAUGAGUUUGGUGGUGUCUCUGCUGGAUUGUUCUGUGCCCUUACCACCUUGUCACAGCAACUAGAGAGUGAAUUUGCUGUGGACGUCUAUCAAGUUGCAAAGAUGAUAAACCUCAUGAGGCCAGGAGUGUUCACAGAUAUUGACCAAUAUCAUUUCUUAUAUAAAGCAAUGCUCAGCUUAGUUAGCACAAAGGAGAAUGGAAAUGGACCCUCAUCAUUCGACAGAAAUGGCACCGUGAUUGUCACCGACGAUUCGGAUCCAGCAGAAAGCAUGGAAUCUCUUGUGUAAUCUGAGGCACUUCAUUGGAAAAACUUUUAAGGACUGGGUGAACUUUUGAGGCCUUUUUUGCCAGGUUCCAAGUUUAAAGAUAAAGUUUAAAGUUUAAAGACCGUACUUUUUACACUGAUGAGAGAUGUUUUUAUGUUGAUUUUAACCAUUCUGAGUCUUAUUAUCCUGCUGAGUAUUUGCACCUCUUAUUUUAACAAAAAGAAAACACAAUUCUUUCUAGUUUGCACUAUCUGAUCAGUGUUACUGCCUAUACAAAAUCUAGUUCAAGAUGUGUGAUUUCCCUGAUGUUACAACAUUCCACAAAAAGAUUCUAUGUGUAACCCUAUAUGAUCUGAGUUUUGUAGCAAAGAACCUAGUGAUCCAAGACGGCUGUGAGGCAAUCUUGCAAGCAAACUCAUUCCACAUUUUGAUUGUUGACUAACUUCAGAACAAACCUUAUUUUCAUGGAUAGUGGUGUAUUUCUUAUUUUAUAUAUAUAUAAGUUGUACAUCGUGUGAACCUGGCAAUUUUCUGUAAAGUACCAAUAACAUAAGCGCCUACAUUCCAGCGAUCAAGACUACAGAUAUUCACAAAAUGUCACACUUGCUGUAAACUUCACCGCAGAGUAGAUUACUGAAAGGAAGGUAUGCUGUACUGCACAUGAAUAGAACAAUUUGUUUUACUGGGUGUCUUGAAAUAUUAUCUGCAACAACGUAUUGCUUGAGGCUGUAACUAACGAUACACAGAAAAGUCGUCUCUGACAGAAAAUGUGGAAAGAAUCUUAAUAAGUGAACAGGAUUGUUGAAGAUUAGAAACUGACUUUUUUACGUUAACACUCUGAGUCUGGUUGUUUUUGCAGGUGUUGCGGAUGUGUAUGUCAAAAGGCAAAUUAGAAGCAUGGUUUUUGCACAGUGGGUUGUGUAGAUCCAACCUGAGACUGAAUUAUGUUUGGUGAUAAAAACUUAAACCACUACCAAGUGAUGUGUACUUGAGGAAAGUGAUCCAUCAAUAACGUAGCACAUCUGCCUUGUCAAUAAUCAGUGUUUUGAGAAUAUUGUGCUAUCUGACACGCUUUUCUUUCCUUUUCUUAAAACUGACAGUGAAGCAGAAUUUAUUAACUUUACCAAAGAUAUAAACUAGUUCUCAGCAGAAUUUAGGAUUUUUCUCUCCCCCCAAAAAAAAGUAUGGUUCUAAUUGUCUUU